CCCCUGUUCCAGCAGCAACACUCCAGCCGAGCAGCAGAACUACUAGCAUGGCUCUCAGUGCGGCUGGAGUUCAGGCGUCCUCUCCGUGUUUCUCUCUCGUUUGGUUUUGGCUUUAGUAUCUGACAGAGGGUUGCUUAUUCCUCCUCCAGUGCGCCUCUAAAUCAAACCUCUGCCGGCAGGACGGCGGCGUUUGUCCCUCUGCUAAGUUGAGUGAAAUAUUCGGGGCUCGGCUGCUAACUUAACGUUAGCAAGAAGGCAGAAACUGGGAAAAUCGGAGCAAACCGAGGAGGAGUCCUGCUCUGGAAGAGCUGAUGCAAACGCCAUGGCAAUAGCCGAGGCAUGGCAGUGACGUGACGGUCCCUGAUCCGCUUCUGAACAAAGUUCUUCUGAGGUGGAGGCGCAACGCACAGAGUAUGGAUGAGUCCAUUUUGCUGGAUUUGCUUGAGUGCCCCGUAUGUCUGGAGCGCCUGGACGCCUCUGCGAAGGUCCUUCCGUGUCAGCACACCUUCUGCCGUCGAUGUCUCCAGGGCAUCCUGGGCUCGCGCGGGGAGCUGCGCUGCCCGGAGUGUCGGACGUUGGUGGAGUGCGGUGUGGACGAGCUCCCGAGCAACAUUCUCCUUGUGCGUCUGUUGGACGGCAUCAAGCAGAGGCCUCGAAUGUCUGCUUCUGUUGGAGGAGUCUGCACGAAUGGCACGUCUGGAGCCGUGGCCCGAGCACAUGGAAGCGGGAUGAGGGACCAGGGCAAUCCGGGAGUACAGCCCCAGCGCACUCAGGCAAAAAGCACUGCUGUCCGAGGUGUGCCACAGCUUCCUUGUGCCAAGGCACUGUACAACUAUGAAGGCAAGGAACCAGGAGACCUCAAAUUCAGCAAGGGGGACAUCAUCAUCCUCCGGCGACAGGUGGAUGAGAACUGGUACCAUGGGGAGAUGGGUGGAGUUCAUGGCUUUUUCCCCACUAACUUCGUCCAGGUCAUCAAGCCUCUGCCGCAGCCACCGCCUCAGUGCAAAGCUCUCUACGACUUUGAACUCAAAGACAAAGAGGCCGACAAGGACUGUCUGCCUUUCUCUAAGGAUGAUAUCUUGACCGUGAUCCGCAGAGUUGAUGAAAACUGGGCCGAAGGAAUGCUGGGAGAUAAAAUUGGAAUUUUCCCCAUCUCAUAUGUGGAGUUCAACUCCGCAGCGCGUCAGCUUAUAGAGUUGGACAAGCCAUCUGAUUCCAGUGGAGAUUCCAUUGAAGGGGCCUCACUGGGACCCCAGAGCAAUGGUCCCCAGCGGCCGGGAGAGAAGAAGAACACUAAGAAACGGCAUUCCUUCACUUCUCUUACCAUGUCCCACAAACCCAUGCUUGCUCCUCCCCCCCAGCGCCACUCCAUGGAGAUUAGCGGACCGGUACUCAUCAGUUCCAGCAACCCCACUGCAGCUGCUCGCAUUGGAGAAAUCAGUGGGGGGCUUUCCUGCAGCGCACCUUCACAGGUACAUAUUUGCACAACGGGACUAAUUGUGACCCCACCCCCUAGCAGUCCGGUUACUACAGCAACAGUCUUCACAUUUCCUUCAGAGACAAGCUACACAUCCAUCGCUUUGGAUGCUCUGCCACCACCCCCACCUCCUCCUCCUCAGUCCCCAGUUAGCGGAGCAGCAUAUUCCCUCGCUGCUGGACAGAGACCCUCCCCCAGUAUAAGCGACCAAAGUGGGAGACAAAGACCUACAGUCUAUGUGGCCAUGUUCCCAUAUACUCCCCGUAAGGAGGAUGAGCUGGAGCUGAGGAAAGGAGAGAUGUUUCUGGUGCUGGAACGCUGUCAGGAUGGCUGGUUUAAAGGCACCUCAAUGCACACUGGAAAUAUCGGAGUUUUCCCUGGAAAUUACAUGAGCCCAGUCAGCAGAACGGCAUCUGGGAGCAACCAACCCAAAGUACCCAUGAGUCUGUGCACUCAGGCUGGCAGAGGAGUCACCAUCGUCAGUCCUUCCUCUGCCCCCCUUGGGGCUGUUGUUCCGGGGCCUGAUUUCAACAAACCCCUCCCUGUGUGCUCCACAGCUGUGUCUGGCUGCUCCCAACCUGCAGCCGUAACAUCACCUCAGACAGCCACAGGCCAGCAGCCAAAAGUUCCCCUGCAUGUCAGCUCGCAGAUGACUGUAAAUCAGGCUCGCAACGCUGUCAGAACAGCUGCUUGUCACAGUCAGGACAGACCCACAGCAGCAGUGACACCCAUCCAGUCUGUGACUUAUUUCCCACACUCUGCCAUUUGCUCCCAGUCCUCAACCAAUCCCGCUCAAGGCUGCAGCCGAGUAGGAGUGGCCAUGGGCUGCGCCGCCGCUUCUCUGACCCCGCCCAACGUAAGCGCCGCGUCUCUGGACGGUGACGCUUUGAGGCCUGUUCCUGUUGGGAACAACACUGCUCUCAAUUCCUCAUCUAACACAGCUCUUACCUGCAGACUGGACAAGGAUGUCAAGAGAGAAAAGAAAAGUCUCCUAAAGCUGUUGUCCUCCAACAAGAAGAAGUCUCGUCCUUCACCCCCCUCCUCUCCUACCCUUGAAGCAGAGCAGGCUGCAGCUGGAGAGGUGCUGCACGGCGCUGUGGGUCCCGACACCUCCCCUCCCUCCAGCUCAGGCAGCUGCCUCGACCCUGAACCUGUUGGUAUUGCUUCUGCUUUGUCAUCCUCCUCCUCCUCAAUCCCAGAGUCCUCCCAUCGGAGGAGCGGUCCUCUCGACGGCUGCGCUCCCAUUGCUCCUCCUCCACGGCAGCCCUGCUCCUCUCUUUUAUCACAGCAACAUGAUGCACGUCCCAUCAUAUGUGAGAGGUACAGGGUGGUGGUAUCCUAUCCCCCACAGAGCGAGGCCGAGCUGGAACUGAAGGAGGGAGACAUUGUAUUUGUUCACAGGAAGAGGGAGGACGGCUGGUUCAAAGGCACACUGCAGAGGAACGGCAGGACCGGCCUGUUCCCUGGCAGCUUUGUAGACAUCAUCUAAUAGAUACGCUCAUCAUCAUCGGUAUAGUCCAGCGUGAGUGCUGCUCACAGGCUGCUGAGACAGAACCAUCAUAGCAACACUUGAAGUUAGAAUCACACAGAGCUGAGGAGAAAAAUAUAUUUUGUUAAUAAAAGCACAGUGGACAGAGUUGGACAUGAGCAGACUACCCAUAAACCUUUCUGUUUUUUCUUGGUUAUUUAUAUAUUUGUAACUACUCAGCUGUUAAAUGUGUGCCUUGUACUGUUCCUCACUUUAUUGUACAUAAGGACACAGCUAUAAUCGGUCCUGGAACAACCCAUAUGAACUAUUCAACUGGUUGUUGUUUUUUCACAUUUUAACUUAUUUCAUGUUGACUUUUUUAGAGCUACACGUUAAGAGAUUAAAGGGAUAGUUCUGGAUUUUUUAAAAGUUAAAAGUAGUUAACAUCUUAACAUGAGUCGGUGUCCUCAGUCAGGACUAAUCCAGAUUAGUCGGUCCUGGAGGCUGAAGCUAACUGCUAGUCCGAGGAGGUCCAGUACCAAGGUAGAUCUGAAACUACUCCAAUCUUAAAUCAACAAAGUAGCUUUUAUGAAGGCCUUUUUUUUUUAUAAGGACCAUUAAGUUGUUGUCAAAUUUGAAUUGGCUGAUUUUUCACACAAAAGGUGAUGACUAAUGGAGGUAGAAGGUGGGGCUCUAGCAGUGAUGUUCCUGUGGGAAUCACGCACUGAGAGACAACAAGUGAAGUAUUUCUGCUCUUAUAUAAAAACAAAGCAGUGUAAAAAAAAAACAAUAAUAGUAAAGUCCUGAAAGUGAUGCUAUUUUGUUGAUUUUAUUUGCUUUACAUGGUCUCAGAUCAUUAGUGGCGCAUGUCCGGGUACCCCAGUUUCCUGUGUAAAUAACCAACCUAUGCAAAAAAAAAAUGUUUGCAUAAACUGUUAACAUGCUUUUUAAAUUGGAGUUAUUUAAGACACUAGAAUCCCACUUUGGUCUUGGCUGCUAUUGGACUAGCCACUGGCUUCAACCUUCAGGACCAAUUAAUAUGGAUUUAUACUAAACAAAGAUGCCAACAGAAUUAUCUGUUAACUGCCUAAAACCUUGUUAUUCAGAGUUUCUUCCAAUCUGGAAAAAGUGGACAUUUGUGCAAAUGGUUUCUUUCAUGUUCCAGUUCUGACAAAUAUGGAUCAAAGGCAAUUAAGUAUGGAGAAAUCUUUGAGUUUGCAUACGUUAGUAUUUAGCCCUGACUUACCACAUCAUAGCUUGACUUGAACAUUUCAGUCCUCAGUGUUUUUGUUUUGACGUCUGAAAUCUGAAAUUUUUAACCUCUAGUCCAAUUUAAACCAAUAUUUUAAACUGGACUUGUGGUUCUAUGGCUGAGUCUACCAAAGCUCACAAAUUGUGAUUUAGGGAACCAGCCUCGAUUUGAUCAAAUGUAAGCUUUAGAUUUUGAAAUGGAGCUGAUCUUAGUUCAGAUAGCAAAAAAUGAAAAUAAAAAUGUCCUUUAACACCAUGCUGGAUUAGAAGGGUCAGGGUUAUGUUUUUUUUAGGGUUUUUGAAGCAUAUAGAUAAUAAAACCAGCCCACUAUGCAGAUAUUCUCAAGUUAAAUGUUCUGUUCUGAAUAUCUCAAAAAUCCAGAAAUGUGUGUCUAGACAAUUUUGGACUUUUAAACUGAGAAAUGUGCAGGAACGACUUCACUUGAAAAAUCCUGAUCUAUCCCUUUAAGCCGUACACAUGCCUUAUGUCAUAUUUGACCCCAUUAGUUGAGCUUCUUCCGUUAGACUGCCGAUAAAGGUCUUAUCAAUGUUCCAAGCUAUCAGUGGGGAGGAGGAGAACCUACGAUGGAACUGACCGGAGCAAAUGACGGAGAGCUGCACAGUGGGAGAAAGGACGCUUCCCCUGUUCUCAAAGGCAUUACCGUAACAAGACGAGUAGAAGUGAGAUCUGCUGUAUUGCACGUGAAUCCUCAUAGCUCAAAUUUGUAAAUGCUGCACAUGACUGAAUUUUUCUGUGCCACUGGGCAGAUUUAUGUUUUUUUUUUUUUUGUCUUUUCCUGAGGUGUGGUGGAGGUUGCUGUUUGAGGCUUUGCCUUCAAAUAUCAAAUAUUUGCAUGUCAUAAGUAAAGCCAUCUGCUGGAGACAGAUUGGUGACAGAUGAGAGGCGAAACUGUUAAACUUCGUAACGUCUCAACUAUACACUCCGGAUGGACUUUUAGCAGUCAAAAGUUGUUUGAUUUGUACCUUUUCUGUUAAUAUAUUUACUGACCAGAGUAGCUGCUCUCCUGACCCCCCUGGCUGUAGCUGAACCCAGACAGAGCUCUGCGACCCUAGAGCGACAUUACAUAUUAGCAACAAAGCAGAUUGUGUUUUAGGAUAUUUAUCUCUAUAAGACAUUUCACAGAGGCUGACGCCUGCUGCUCGUAGUUUUAUGACUGACCUGACACAGUAAACCUGCGGUGGGAUCUGUUUUUAAACACUAGUAACUCAUUCCUAAUGUGACUUGUGGCAAUAAAAAACACACUGCUGACCGAAGCACAGACUGUUUGCCUAAAGUAGCACGUUGUAUCACUCCACAGGAAGAGGCGUUUCGUGUGAUUCUGUAGAAUCUGAUUUUUAUUGAAAUCAUUCACUUUGAGCCCUUUAUUUAAUUACUUUCUUUUCUUAUUAAUGUUAUACAGACUUGAAUUACUUAAAUAUUGUGAUUUGAGGGGUUUGUGUCAUGUUUUUGGCUUGUUUCAUUGAAUGAAAUGAAUUAGCUGGGUUAGACUGACUACUUUGCUACAGCAUGAGGAAACACAUAAUCUCCCAUUUCCUUCAGUAUUUCUCUAAAAUCACUUUCAAAUGCAUGCAGUCCUUCCUGUUAAUGCCUUAUGUAUCAUGUAGACUGACCGGCACAGUUAAUGUAAUUGACCUUUUCAUGUUAUCUUUAGCUAAGGUCGGAUUAGAUUGAAACAUUGACUUGUGCCAAAUUUGGCCUUUUAUAUCUGGUACCCAGUUUCAAGCACGUUUCAGAUGUUUGUUUUUGGGUUUUUUUGUCUUAUUUUGCCUUUGGUUGUUUAAUGAGGGGGACCACUGUGUGACUGACUGCUGGAAUAUGUUGUGAUUUGUUUGAAAUGUGGAGAACGUUGGUACGCGUCACUGUUGGGGCCUUUUUUUCUGUCCUUUUUAAAUAGAUUGAAUCUGAUAUCUUGGCAAUCUCAGACCAUUUGCUAAACCCCCUCCUCUCAAGCGUCCUCGUUUCACUAGUUAGCCUUUAAUCUUACCCAAAAAGCACAAAUGCACAAACUGGUACUGAAACAAACGCUUGCUAAUUUUACCAACAUUUAUUCAUGUUUUUUUUGCAUGCAUAUGCUGCACAGUUGCCAAACAUGAAAUGCUUUUUGAAAUAACUUCAAGUCACUUCAUUCAUUUCUGAGCAUCAGCGAAUAAAGUUUGCUUCAUCCAGUUUAACAUGUCUGUAUGCCAAGGUGACUUACUUGAUCCUUUUUAUGUCUCUUAAUUGGUCUGUUUUAUGCCUAAAACUAGUAAAACUGAAAUCUAAUUAUUUGGCACAUCAUGUCUGUUAUGUGAAAAAAUAUUCUGAAGCAUUUGAGGGAAUUGCAUAUUUUAUAAAACAAAAUUCUAUAACAAUAAAAGCAAACUGUUUCUGUA
Molecule: messenger RNA, 6590 nt
Organism: Girardinichthys multiradiatus
Lineage: Eukaryota; Metazoa; Chordata; Actinopteri; Cyprinodontiformes; Goodeidae
Gene: sh3rf1
Product: SH3 domain containing ring finger 1
Exons: 12
Coding region: 414-2966 (850 amino acids)
Molecular function (GO): protein binding
Source: RefSeq, a predicted model, not a curated record